CCGAGGUGCCUCUGCCCCUGCAGAUCAGCCAGCUGAACGCACUCAUCACCUUGCUCAUUGGAACCCUCACUGCCGGCGACAGGAUGAAAAUCAUGACCGUCUGUACCGUUGAUGUGCACGCGCGGGACGUGGUCGCCAAGAUGAUCACAGCCAAGGUGGAGAGCUCCCAGGCCUUCACCUGGCAGUCACAGCUCCGGCAUCGCUGGGACGAGGACAGGAGACACUGCUUUGCCAACAUCUGCGACGCCCAAAUCCAGUACUCGUACGAGUACCUGGGCAACACGCCGAGGCUGGUCAUCACCCCGCUCACGGACAGAUGCUACAUAACCUUGACCCAGUCCCUUCACCUGAUCAUGGGCGGAGCCCCUGCCGGCCCCGCCGGGACGGGAAAGACCGAGACCACCAAGGAUCUGGGCAGGGCCCUGGGCACCAUGGUGUAUGUCUUCAACUGCUCUGAGCAAAUGGAUUAUAAGUCCUGCGGCAACAUCUACAAGGGCCUGGCCCAGACGGGAGCCUGGGGCUGUUUCGACGAGUUCAACCGAAUCUCGGUGGAAGUCUUGUCGGUGAUCGCCGUACAGGUAAAAUGUGUCCAAGAUGCAAUUCGGGCCAAGAAGAAAACUUUCAAUUUCCUGGGAGAGAUGAUAAGCCUCAUCCCCACCGUGGGCCUGUUCAUCACCAUGAACCCUGGCUACGCGGGACGCACCGAGUUGCCCGAGAACUUAAAAGCCUUGUUCAGGCCCUGCGCCAUGGUGGUCCCCGACUUUGAACUGAUAUGUGAGAUCAUGCUGGUGGCCGAGGGCUUUCUGGACGCCCGCCUGCUGGCCAGGAAGUUCAUCACGCUCUACACCUUGUGCAGGGAGCUCCUGUCGAAGCAGGAUCAUUACGACUGGGGCCUGCGAGCCAUCAAGUCCGUGCUGGUGGUGGCCGGCUCCCUGAAGAGGGGCGACCCCAGCCGGGCAGAGGACCAGGUGCUGAUGAGGGCGCUGAGAGACUUCAACAUCCCCAAGAUCGUGACCGACGACCUGCCUGUGUUCAUGGGGCUGAUCGGGGACCUCUUCCCUGCCCUGGACGUGCCUCGCAAACGGGACCUGAAUUUUGAAAAGAUCAUCAAGCAGAGCGUCGUCGAGCUCAAGCUGCAGGCGGAAGACAGCUUCGUGCUCAAGGUCGUACAGCUCGAGGAGCUCCUCCAAGUGCGGCACUCGGUGUUCGUCAUCGGGAACGCGGGCAGCGGCAAAUCCCAGGUCCUCAAGUCUCUCCACAAGACCUACCAGAACAUGAAGAGGAAGCCGAUCGCUGUGGACCUGGACCCCAAGGCAGUCACCUGUGACGAGCUCUUUGGGGUCAUCAACCCGGCCACCAGGGAGUGGAAAGACGGUAGGAGGAGCCGGGUCCGGGCAGGCGGAGUGGAGGCGGGUCACCAGCAGGCGUCCCAGGGGCACCCCGGCCCUGCUCACCCACCCCGGCCCUGCUCACCCACCCCGGCAGUCACCUGUGACGAGCUCUUUGGGAUCAUCAACCCGGCCACCAGGGAGUGGAAAGACG
Molecule: messenger RNA, 1542 nt
Organism: Herpailurus yagouaroundi (jaguarundi)
Lineage: Eukaryota; Metazoa; Chordata; Mammalia; Carnivora; Felidae
Product: dynein heavy chain 17, axonemal-like
Exons: 10
Biological process (GO): microtubule-based movement
Cellular component (GO): dynein complex
Molecular function (GO): dynein intermediate chain binding; dynein light intermediate chain binding; ATP binding
Source: RefSeq, a predicted model, not a curated record